AAACUGCCGCCAUCUACAGGUGAUGCGAGAAUUGUUGUGAAAAUAGUCUGUCAAACAAGAUCGAGGAUGAUUUUGAAGAGCCCAUUUUUGCUCUUCAUUGCUAUAAUAUUUUUCAAUUGUGCAUAUUCGAAGGAAUGCAGGGAUGGCUUCUGUCAAAGUAACAAUACAGCUCCUUUGAAAUUUGAAGAUAUUGUUCCAAAUAAUUACGAUAAACUUGUACCACCAACUACCAAUGGUGAGCCUGCUACAGUGUACAUUAGGAUAGCAGUUUUAAACAUUAAUUUUGUUGAUGAAGCUAAACAGGCAUUUGGGGUAGACAUAUUCUUUCAUCAAAUUUGGAAUGAUCCUCGAAUAAAAAUUCCAGUAUCUCACAACACUUCCCGCCUUGUUCUGGAUAGUAAAUGGAGACAUCAUUUAUGGACUCCAGAUACCUACUUUAAGAAUUUUGUGGAUGGAAAAGUCAAUGAUAUCAUUAUUCCUUAUAGUUAUAUGAUUUUGGAUAAGAAUAGUGAUUUGUUCUUUGCAGCUAGGGUAAGUUUAAAGCUUGACUGUGAAAUGAACUUGGCUUCCUAUCCACAUGAUGUUCAACAGUGUGAAAUAUCAGUCAUGAGCUUGACACAUACAACAAAGAAUGUAGUCUUGAAAUGGAAGGAAUUUCAAAUUACUCAAAAUAUUCUAUUAGCUCAAUAUUAUGUGAGUGGAAACAGUAGUUUAGGUGGAACAAAGAGGUAUAGCAUAGGUGAAUUUUCCUUUGUUGCUGGAAGAAUCCACUUAGCCAGAAGAUUAGGAUAUUUCUUAAUUAAUAAGUACAUCCCAUGCGUCCUUAUUAUUUGUAUGUCUUUUGUAACAUUUUGGAUUCCUGCUGAAGCCUAUCCUGCAAGAGUUACUUUAUCAGUUACAUCUCUACUAACAAUUGUAACUCAACAAUAUCAAAGUGCAAUGCCUUCUGUAUCGUAUGUCGUUGCUUUGAAUAUUUGGAUGCUUUCUUGUAUUGGAUUUGUAUUCUGUUCUCUUCUUGAGUAUGCUUUUGUAAUUGCGGUCAUGAAUAACAAAGGAGCUGAGAUCUGGCCAUUUCGUAAGAACUUGUUUCCGUCUUCAAAAGCUCCUAGAGACCAGGAAAGUGAUAAAGCACACAGCACAACUGAAGUUACCAAACUAUCUCAUCAAACUAUUGAUAAAUUAUCACGGUUGAUCUUUCCAUUGUUUUUUGCUAUAUUUUGCAUUUGUUAUUUCGUUUAUUUCUGUCGCAGAUAAUUCUAUAAGAAUUGAUUUCAAUGUAAAGAGAAGUUGUACAAUUGAUGUUAAUUUUGCAGCGAAAUGAUAAAGAACUUGAAGAGGUA
Molecule: messenger RNA, 1340 nt
Organism: Parasteatoda tepidariorum (common house spider)
Lineage: Eukaryota; Metazoa; Arthropoda; Arachnida; Araneae; Theridiidae
Product: glycine receptor subunit alpha-1
Biological process (GO): monoatomic ion transmembrane transport
Cellular component (GO): membrane
Molecular function (GO): transmembrane signaling receptor activity; extracellular ligand-gated monoatomic ion channel activity
Source: RefSeq, a predicted model, not a curated record